Molecule: messenger RNA, 843 nt
Organism: Zerene cesonia (dogface butterfly)
Lineage: Eukaryota; Metazoa; Arthropoda; Insecta; Lepidoptera; Pieridae
Exons: 4
Coding region: 65-460 (131 amino acids)
Source: RefSeq, a predicted model, not a curated record
UUUAAAUCUCGCAUAGACCGGUCAAUCGAGUGCUGGAGUGGAUUAAACGUUGUGGCGUAUUAAAAUGUCUAAAUUAUUCCUAUUGUGUUUAGUGGCUAUAUGCGCUGUUCUGGUUGAAGGCAAUGCCUUCUCAACCCAAGAGUUCCUGCGAGCGGCCGCCAACGGGGACUUCAAUACACUACGAAAAUUGAUCAAUCCCGCUGUUGGUCUUGAUGACUGGUCGGGUUUCGGACCGGAUCUAAGUGGUAGCGUAGCCAGUCUAAAACCAGGACCUGAUACACAUGUAUACGGACAAGCAGAAUCAAGUUAUGUCUCAUAUUCGAAUGAUAACGGACGCGUUUCCAAGAAAAGCGGAGGUUUUGGAGUAGUUAAUAAGGAUGGCGAAGUUUCAACUUACAAAUUCACCCCAAAGGAUAUAUUCGGAUCUACUGAGAGUAAUAAUAACUACGACCAGCAAUAACGUGACAACGUGUGUUUGCUAAUAUAAACGUACAGGCGUUCAAAAUUAGAUCCAUAAAUAUUUAUACAACGUUGUGAAGGUUUGGAGCUCCCAUUGAAAAGAAAACACUCUAAAACUAGAAUGCUACAUUGCCUAUUGUGAGAUAAAUCCUAAAAUUCAAGAAAAAGGGGAACCAAAGACAAAAUCUUUCUGUAUCAAAAAGUCGUAUGUCCGCGAUACUAUACAAUACAAAUUACGGAUUAUUAUUGUCAUAAUAAUUAUAUCAUAAUUUUUUAUAUAACUAGUAUAUUUAGUAUCUUGUUUGUAGUUUUAACAAUUGUUUAUAGUCAUUGUAUUAAUUGUAGUAAAUUAUUAUUAAAGAUUAAAUUAGUUAUUCGUCUCGA